UUUUCCCCACUUUCCCACUAAGAAAAUAGACAAUUAGGAGCACAGAAAAGCAUAGAAAAACCUCUGAAAAAUUAGGAGCCUCGCUGAAUCUAGGGAUGAGGUAGAUAGCUAGGGGUUAUUCAACCCAGUUUUCUCAAAAGUCAUCCUUCGACGUGUGAAUGUUUUGACAAAGCAACAAAAUUAAUUGUCAUAGACUUGGACUUGGACAAAAAACGCGACAUUGACAUGAGAUAUUUUUUUUCAUGACUGAAAGGAAUCCAAUAUAUAUGGUCGCUAGACCCAUUUUCCCCACUUUCCCACUAAGAAAAUAGACAAUUAGGAGCACAGAAAAGCAUAGAAAAACCUCGGAAAAAUUAGGAGCCUCGCUGAAUCUAGGGAUGAGGUAGAUAGCUAAGGGCUAUUCAACCCAGUUUUCUCAAGUCAUCCUUCGACCGGUCUAAUCUCUGCUACAUAAAAUCAGAUUGGGAGAUAAGAUACGGAGAUAAGCAUUUCAUCUACGUGUCUUUGAUCUCACAAGGAAAUGGAUAUUGUUAUUUCAAUUGCGUCCAAAAUUGCAGAGUCCUUGGUGCGACCAAUAGGCAAAGAAUUUGGCUAUUUGAUUUGCUAUGAUUCCAAGAUGAAAGAUCUAAAGUAUCAACUUCAAAAGCUUUUUGAGAUGAAAAAUGGGGUGCAAGAAUUGGUUAAUACUGCCAAAAGGAAUGGUGAAGUUAUCAACUCUGAUGUUCAAAGUUGGCUAACAAGUGUUAACGAGUUAAUUCAGAAAGUGUCUCAUUUUGAGGAAGAAGUCAACAUGAAAAGGCAAUGCUUGUACCGGUGGAACAUAAGUAGGAAAGCCACUAAGAUUACACAAGAUGUUCGUCAUCUCCAAAAAGAAGGAACAUUCAAUAAUGUUGCCCAUCCUGCACCUCCACCAAUGAUAUCGUUAGCAUUCAAAGAAGGUUUUAAGGAUUUUAAAUCCAGAAUGACAUGUGUGAAUAGGGUGAUAGAGGUUUUGAAGAAUGAAGAAGUUAGAGGGAUUGGGAUUUGUGGUAUGGGGGGUGUGGGUAAAACCACAAUGGUGAAAGAAAUCAUCAAAAGACUGGAAGGAUUGAAAGUAUUCGAUAAUAUUGUGAUGGCAGUUGUGUCCCAAUGCCCAAGCAUUCAGAAGAUUCAAUCAGAAAUUGCAGAGGAGCUGGGGUUUAAAUAUGACGAGAAUACCGAAAGUGGAAGAGCGCGAAGGCUCUACAGAAGACUCAUGGAAAUAAAUAGCAUCUUGAUUGUAUUAGAUGAUGUCUGGACAGAGCUUGAUUUUGAGGCUAUAGGACUUCCUUCUGGACUUUCUCAUAAAGGGUGCAAAAUUUUGUUGACCUCACGAAACUUGGAAGUGUGCAAUGCAAUGGGAAGUCAAGAAAUUUUUACACUCCCAGUUUUAACAGCAGAAGAAUCAUGGGAACUCUUCAGUGAAAUGGUAGGUAAACCCUUGGACUAUCCUGAUUUGGCAAAACAAGUCACGAAUGAGUGUGGAGGUUUACCUAUUGCUAUUAUAACUGUUGCAAAAGCACUAGAAAAUAAGAGGAAGCAUGAAUGGGUUGAUGCACUCAAACAACUACAAAGUUCAGCUCCUGGAAGCAUCUCUUCAAUGAAUGACAGAGUUUAUUCAAACAUACAAUGGAGUUAUGAUAGAUUGGAGAGUGAUGAAGCGAAGUCAUGCCUUUUGCUUUGUUGUUUAUUUCCUGAAGAUUAUGAUAUUCCAAUUGAGUAUUUGGUUAGAUAUGGAUGGGGUCGAGGGUAUUUUAGUAACACUGAUUUAGUGGAAGAAGCAAGAAAUAGAGUGCAUUCUUUGGUUGACAAACUUCAAAGAAGGUUUUUAUUGCUAGAUAGCAAAUUGAAAGACCAUACCAAGAUGCAUGACAUAGUUCGUGAUGUUGCCAUACAAAUUGCCUCAAGAGAUCCACAUAGAUUUCUAAUAAGAUGUGAUGCUGAAAAGAAAGGGUGGCCAAAGAUAUACGACCAUUACACAACAAUCUCACUGAUACCAAUUAAUAUUGAUGAGAUCCCAGUUGGUCUGGAGUGUCCAAAACUUGAGCUUCUACACUUAGAAGGCAAAUGUUAUUCGGAAAAUAGCAUGGACAUCAUGUGUAAGGGGAUGAAAGAGUUAAAGGUUUUAGGCAUGGGUGGGAUAUCAGCCUUGCCAAGUUCACAAGGACUACUGAAGAGCCUUCGAACCUUGUCCCUAAAUGGUUGUCGUUAUUUAACAGAUAUAUCUGAUGUUAUUGGAAGAUUGGAAAAUUUAGAGAUCCUCAGCUUUCGUGAAUGCAUUAACAUCUUAGAGUUGCCAAGGGAAAUUGGACUUCUUAAACAUUUAAAGUUGUUAGAUAUUACGGAUUGUAUUCGUCUUCAGAAGAUUCCACAUGGUCUUUUAUCGAGCUUAUCUAGUCUUGAAGAGUUGUAUAUGGAAAAUAGUUUUCGCAAAUGGGAACGAUCAGCAGCAGAAAGCGAAGAUAAGAGGAUGGCAAGCCUUGUUGAGGUGAUGUCUUUGUCUAAUCAUUUGAAGGUUUUAGUCAUGUAUAUUCCCAAUUUCAACUUCUUUCCAAAAGACUUUUACUUGACAAUCCAGACAACAAUAAGAUUCCACAUAUCCAACAGAUUGUGUCCCACAGGUUUUAGGAUUGAAAGUAAUGGUUGUUAUGCAUUCGAAAAUAAGUUGGAUAUUGUUGACAGUGAUGCAACGGAAUUCAUGGAGAUUCAACUCUUAUUUAAGAAAUGUGAAGAUUUAAUCUUGGGAAGGAUUAAGAAUUUAAAGUGUGUCCUCAAUGAAUUAGACCAAGAGGGACUGCAACACUUAAAAGUUUUAACAAUUUGGGACUGCCGUGAGAUAGAAUACCUGGUAAAUGGAGCGAGUUGGACUCAACAAACAGCCUUCCCUCUCAUUCAGUCAAUCCAACUCAUGUGGAUUCCCAAGCUAAAAGCAAUAUGCCACGACCAACUCCCACAGAGCUCUUUUAUCAACUUAAGAUCUCUUGAAUUAUAUGAUUGCCCUGUUUUAAAAUAUGUGUUUUCUCUAUCAGUAGCAAGCAACUUGGUUCAACUUCAAAGCUUAAAUGUUGACCGGUGUCGCCAAAUGAAAGAAAUCGUCUCAAAGGAGUGGAGGGAACAUGAGACGGCAUCGGACAUCAUAGCUUUCCCUAAAUUAACAAAUUUGACACUCCAAGGUCUACAUAAUUUCAUUGGUUUCUACGAAGUUAACAAUCUAUACUCCAACUAUGAGGUAACAACGCCCAAGGAUGAAAAUGUGGUAUUUCCAUCAAAGUGCAUUUUAUGGUUACAAAAUCUAGAAGAAGUGAAACUAAAAUUUGACGAUGGCAUUGUAGAUGUGUUAUUUGAUCUGAAAGGCCAUAUGGUUACGGAUGGGCCAGCACUUUCUCAUUUACGAAAAUUGGAGAUUUUAUUGGCUUUUGCAUGUCAACACCUUUGGAAGAACAUUCCGCGUGGAUUCCAGGGCUUUCAAAACUUAAGACAUUUCAAAAUAAAUUAUGGUACUGAUCUCCAAUAUGUGUUCCCACAUUCAAUUGCCAGGCUACUUGUAAAUCUUGAAGAGCUCAACAUAGCGGAAUGCUGGAAAAUGGAAACUAUAGUCAGAUUCGCAGAUGAAAAUGAAAAAGAGGAUCAGACGGGCAUGACUUUGUUUCCCAAACUAAAUAGUUUUGAUCUAGACGGGCUUCCCAAACUGAAGACAUUGGCUUCAGUAAUUCCACAAAUAAAAAAGUUGGAGAAAGAUUCAACAGCUCAUCACGAAGACGAAGACGAAGAUAUUUCAUCAGGAUCUUGUGGAUGUACACCUUAUUCAUGUGGCCCAAUGACCAAACCUACUUCAAGAACAAAUAUUGUUCAAAUAUUGCCACGUCCAGUCAAUCAAGAGGUUGCCCCAACAAAUCUUGAUCAAGACUCAAAUGAUUAUGAUAAUCUAGAACGUCUUUCUAUACUAUCCUGUAAGUCACUGGAAGUUGUUUUCCAACUCAAGGGAUCGAAGGCUGUGGAAAGCCAUAACGUUCAAGCAUUCAAUAAGUUGUGUUACUUGUCAUUAUACAAAUUGCCAAGUUUGAUGCACGUAUGGGAAACGGGAGGUUCACAACAUAUCACAGGCUUCGGAAACUUGACAUUCUUAAGUGUAUCCCACUGUGGCAGUUUACGAUAUUUGUUCUUGUCAACUGUAGCCAAGCUCCUUGUCAGUUUGAAGGACUUAAAAGUUGGGAAUUGUAAGAAGAUUAAACAAGUUAUUGCAAAAGCAGACACUGAAUGUGCUGAUCAGGAAAUUACAUUUCCUCAAUUGAAUUCCAUGACGCUUGAAGAUCUACCAAACCUCAUUUGUUUCUCUACUGAAGCUUAUACUUUGAAGUUGCCAUCUUUGAUGAAAUUGAAGGUUAUAAGAUGUCCAUACUUAAGAACAUUUGCUUCUAAGGUUGUCAACACACAUUCUAGAAUCCAAGUACACACAGAGUUGGGACAAUCUGAGUGGAUGGGGGAACUCAAUAGCACUAUAGGGAACAUUCACAAAAAAAGGGAAACACAGAGAAGUACAGAGGUGAGUAUAUGUAUGUCGCUAUCUCCAACUUUUAUAUUAAGGAAACACUGAUGUUUGCAAAUCUUACUAAAAAAAAAAUACGCCAUAUUAUGCUAUAUUAAGGAAAGAAUUAAAUUAAGUUAGCAAAAUCAAAUUACGGUUCUAAUGAUAUAAACCAAAAAAAAAAUUAGGUGUGAGAUUGUUUAAGCUUCGAUUUGACAAUAAAUUACAAUGUAUUUCAUGUGUGUUUGAGGUUUUUUUAAUUCAAGUAUUCUAUCAUUGCGAUAUAGUAGACGAAAACAACAAAAAAACCUAAUUCUGAUGUGGUAUCUCGUUAGAACAUCUCGAAUGGGCUCCUCCCUAAAUGAGAUUCUAAGUUAAAAUUUAGAGUGAAUGUCAGCAACCCAACUCCAAGAAUCUCAAAAUAUGAAGUUCUACAGUUUCUUCAGUUAAAAAAAAAUGCCUAGGCAGAGUAUUUAGAGCCUUCUGAAAUUUGAAUUUUGUAGAUUAGUCUAGAGAUUUCUGAAUGUUGUAGCUUUUUGCAUCAUUAUCAAAAACACUCCGAGGCUCGUUUUAAGUCCCAAGUUGACGAUUCUCACAUUUAGUGCAUUGGAUGAACACUUUCAUUAUUUUUCUAGCUUAAUAUUGUUUCCCUCUUUUCAGCACAUUCAUGAGGAGGUUUGAGUUCAGUUCUGAAGAAUUUUAUGAGGAUGUGCAUACAGACUCUACAGAGUGAGUUCUUGAAGUUUGGAAUAGCAAGUUGCAACUCCACAUCUCUAACCUCAUCAAUUCUUGAGAAACAAUCCCAUUUCAAUUCCAAGUGUUAAAGUGUAUUAUAAUUCAUGUACUGGAUUUCAUUUGUAUGUCAUUCAAAUGUUAGAGCAGAUCUGAUGGUUAAAGCAUAAGUUCAUGUAUUGUUUAGAGUUAUCAGGGAUUGAUGUUAAAUUCUCUCUUCAAAUAAAUAGUUCUUGAAGA
Molecule: messenger RNA, 5515 nt
Organism: Prunus persica (peach)
Lineage: Eukaryota; Viridiplantae; Streptophyta; Magnoliopsida; Rosales; Rosaceae
Product: probable disease resistance protein At4g27220
Exons: 5
Coding region: 521-4612 (1363 amino acids)
Molecular function (GO): ADP binding
Source: RefSeq, a predicted model, not a curated record